AUCGAAGAGGUGAUUCGAUUUCAAAAUUAUCGAAUCACCUCAGUAUGUAAGAUAACAUAAAAUUUUGUUUACUACGUACUAUAUUUUUUUUUAUUCUACGUAAACAGACAAGAGUGAAUUAUUCAUGUUUUCAAACUUUUAGAGAUUAGUUUAUUUUCUAAAUGAAUCACACGUGGCGUUUGUAAAUGCUAUUUUUAGUGUCAUAAUUCGGCGGGAAAUAAAAGAUAAUGAAGCAAAGCUGGUCAUUACCAUUAGAAUUGUCAGAUAUGAUUGCAUAAUAAUAAUGAGCCAACAAUUUUAUUUUAAAACGUAUCAGAACAAAGUCGUUUAUUUGUAAAUAAACAUGUUUGAUCAUGGGAAGUGUGCGUUUCUGGUAAUGAAAUUCCUUUCUGAUGUAAGUUCACGGUUAAUAAUGUUUAAUUAAUUCGUAAUCCUAAUUCGUUAUCUGAUCUUUAUCUGAAACUGAUUAUAAUUAAAACUACGGGAAAAAAAGCUGAAUUACAUUUAAACUUAUAAUAUUCAUAGCAGAAGGUUUGUUUUACAUUCUGUAAUUUAGAAUUACUUUCAUGAAUUCAAAAAUACUUCAUAAUGGAGAGAGUAAAAUAUGAUUGUUGCUGUUAUUCUUUGCUGGCAUUAAAUAUAAUUGAUUUCGAAGGAAGAUGCCAGAACUAUUUGUCUUCAAGAGCCCCACACAUGGAAUGGGCCUUAUUGUCUUUACGACAACUGGGACAAAAAUGCAAACUGAAGACUGACAGAAAUGGCGUUGAGUACGAAAUUUCACAUCAUGUCAACUGUUUUUUGAAAGAUCUCUCUGCAAGCCUAACAAUGGAACUAAACACCCUCAGUUCGUUGACAAAAUUGAAAUAUUUGUACUUCAAACGAAAGUUGACGAGUAUCUUGAAAGGUAACUUUUUUAAUGACUAUUUGUGUUUAAUGAGGAAAAAAAUUCGAGCUUGCACAACUUCGAUGGAAGGAGAAGAACUUGUAAAGAAGUUUAUAAACGUUUGUAAAACACUUAAACUACCUGUUGAGCUGUCAGGAGAGGAUGUUGAACAGUAUGAGUUUAUGGCUGAACUGUUGAACUUUUGCAACACUACUAAAAUAAAAAAUUCUGGUUUGGUCAUUUCUCUUCUUAAAAUGACUAUUGAUAGAUGUGGAAUAGCCCCGUUUGAUUCUCUUUAUGUUCGUCAACCACUAUAUCCUGAAGAUUUUUUGGAAUACAUUCUAGAACAUGUAAGGAAAGAGAAAUUCGAUAUGAGCACAUAUUGUCUGCACCACCCAAGAACAUUAUGGGAGUAUUCAAGAAAUUUUAGUGUCAUUAACGCUGUUUCGUUUGGAAAUAUUCAAAGGGUUAAAACCCUCUUGCAGUAUGGAUUCGAAGUUUUUCCCAAUGUUGAGUUGAGAAGAAGUAGUCAUGGGUUUCCUUACAUUGAUGAUAUCCUACCAACUCGUUAUCUAAUGGUACUACGGAUGAUGUGUUGCAUCCGUUCCGUGAAUUUGUUUCUUGUGCAUUCUCCAAGCGCUUCUUCAAACAGACUGUAUAUUGCAUCAGACGAGCAGAAACAGUGUUUUUAUCUACUUUGGCAAGCGAUCCAGGAUCCAUAUGUAAAACACGCAGAAAUGCUUUCUGCCAUAUUUGCUGAAUAUCUUAUUUUAGCGAAACAUAACGUUUUAAAUCCGAUGAGGUAUGAAAAGAACGUUAAGUUUAGUAUGAUGUAUGAACGAUGUUUUACUGAUUUGGCUUCAGGACAAAAGGAACCAAGAUCACUCAUGCAUUUAAGCAGAUAUGCAAUUCGAGACAGACUAAAGGAAUCGUGGAAUCUUCCUCAUGGUAUUUUUCAAUUGCCAGUUCCAAAACGAUUGCAUGAAUAUCUUAAUCUAGAGAGCGAUUAGAGAUUAUAUAUUAAAGGUUAUUUUCAAUUGCUUUCCUUAAUUCGAAUUGACAAGAGUCGUAAUUUAAAGAACGGUUGAAAAUGCUAUUCUAAAGACUGUAUGCUAUAUUUAUGGAAAACUUGUACAACGUUUGUAAAUAUGUAAUUCAUCUAAGAGAAUUUUUCCUUCUUAUUUAUUUACCACAUAAUUAAAGUUGUUAUUAAAAGUAAAUAGAGCGUUGAAAAAAUAAAAAUGCUUGCAUUGAGUCUUGUACAUAGGCAUUGUUUAACAAUGUGUGUUGGAAGAACAAACAGAUAAAUGCAUGACGAAGCUAAAAUGUAGAAGCAAAAACAUGAAUAGUCAAACACUUAAAUUUAGAAAAAGCUAACCUAAAAUGUAGAAUAAUUGUAAUAAAUUUCAGAAUUCCCAAUUAACUUUUGUUUAAGAUCAGAAUUUUUUCGUUUAGAACUCAUUUAAAAUUCUCAGACAUAUAUUUUUUAGAAAAAUAUUUCAUGUAAUACACUAAAUUCUAACAUAAUUGCUUAUGGUACUAUGAAUAAUAUGAUUAUUUACCUGGUAGCAAUACUCUAAAGUGAAAAACAGUUGUCUAAACAGUGCGUACUAAAAACAAUGGCAGCAAUACUCUAAAAAUCCAUUAUUUUUUUGCCACACUUAUAAGCAAUGAUAAAAAAAUUCGAUAUUCGAAGUUAUUUGAAAAAGAAAUUACUUUUGCGCAACAGAUAUAGAUAAAAAUAUAUGAGUAAUUGUAUCAUUUUUAAGAAAUUUUAUCAGAACUACUUUUUUUCUAGUAAGGUCAUGUUAACAAAUUUAAGGGAUUGGAUUUAAUUGCAAAAAAAUUAUUUAGUUUUUUACCUUAAAUUAUUUAAUUUUUUAACAGUUUUUUGGGGGAGGAUUUCUAAAAAAAAUUGCCUUUUCUAAAGACUCGGAUGCAAAUUUGAACUUCAGUACUUAUAAAUAACCAAAUUUAUUAAUUCUGCUAGCAUAAAUUCAAGCAAACUCGAUGAGAAAUUGUUUAAUGAACAUGCGCAUAAUGCACUAGAGAAAAUAGCUCCCCAGUGUCAGCCUCUCUCCUUGGCCCGAUGAUAAACUUUACUAUUAUCGACGUAUAUGUAAACAAAUUCCUUCAUUGGGAUUUUUUUCUAUUUAAAAAAUUUAUCAGAUGGUGGCAAAACCAUAAGGGAAAAAAUAGCUUAUCAUCGACAUUUAUAAAAUCAAUGAAUUUGGUAUGAAGUAUACUUCAAAUAGCCUCACAGGGUUAAGAAUCAUUGUUGUAAUACUGGAUCUUUCUUUUUUAAAGUUAUCUAUUUUUUAAUGAAUUUUUUAUCAAUUUUCUAUCAAAUAUAAUAUUUUUAAUGGAAACUUUUUUUUUUUUUUACAGCUUUAAUUCUAAACUAAAGCAGUCAUUUUUGAAAAUUAUAUAUUUAGAGCAUGGAAAAAAUAUUUAUUAUUGUAGAUGUAAAUUAUUUAUGGCUAUAAUUGUGAAAUAUCUGUAAUUAUAAAUGUGAAAUUGUAAUUACCAUUCGUGUGAAAAAUAUGAUUCGCAGUACUUUGAAUUAUUAAUUUCCUGUAUCAAUUAUCAUGUACAAAUAUCAUGAUGCAAUAUGCCGUUUUAUCAAUUGUGAAAAGAAUCUAACUUUGAUGAAGUAGAGCAGAGAAUGUUAGUUUUAAAUUUAUUUAACAAUUUAUGACAAAAUAUAACCAUAUGUACUUAAUACCUGUGAUAUUUUUUUGUUCAUUAUUAGUUAUCAACUUUACCUGCUCAUUUUGAUAUUUAUCAGUUAGUUUCAUUUAUUUAUUUUAUCUGACAGUUGUGUGAUAUUUUACAUCAAAUCAUUUUUUUAUUUAUUCAUUACUAUAUUAGGCUGCAACUUACAGAUUUUAUACAUCUUCAUGUAUUUUUGUAUUUUAUAUCUAUUUUUAUAAAAAUAUAUACCUUCAUUUUUCACUUAUCAAUGUAUUAUACUUUCUACUGUAUUUAUUUAUGAUUUUGAAACAUGAAAAAUAAAUAAAAUGAAUUAAUGUAA
This is a messenger RNA of Parasteatoda tepidariorum (common house spider), 3917 nucleotides long. RefSeq lists its product as uncharacterized. The record is from RefSeq and is a predicted model, not a curated record. Gene Ontology annotation, biological process: intracellular signal transduction. Lineage: Eukaryota; Metazoa; Arthropoda; Arachnida; Araneae; Theridiidae.